CGCUGCACUCACCGUUGUUAACAGUGAAGUGAAGAUGGCGGCGGACGGUCGCCUUCAGCUGCGGCUCUUUCUGCUCCUGUGUCUCUGCGGCUCCGGCUCCGUCCUCGGCCUGAAGGCAGCCGGCGGCCCGGCGGACCCGCCCGACCCUCCGGUCCUCAGGGCCGCGGAGCCCCCUCCCAAGGAUGCACCUGCCGCGGCCGCCGCCGGGGCCUCGCAGCCUCGAAGGGCGAGCGGGUGGAAGCUGUCGGAGGAGGAGGCCUGCCGGGAGGACCUGAGCCGCCUCUGCCCCAAGCACACCUGGACCAACAACCUGGCCGUGCUGGAGUGUCUGCAGGACCGCAGAGAGGAAAGUGAGCUCGCUCCCGACUGUAACCAUCUCCUGUGGAACUACAAACUCAAUCUGACCACAGACCCUAAGUUUGAGUCGGUCGCCACAGAGGUCUGUAAGAGCACCAUCGCUGAGUUAAAGGAGUGUAACGAGGAGGAGCGAGGGAGGGGCUACCUGGUGUCCUGCCUGGUGGAUCACCGUGGCAACAUCAGCGAGUACCAGUGUAACCAGUACAUCACCAAGAUGACCGGUAUCGUCUUCAGCGACUUUCGUCUCAUCUGUGGCUUCAUGGACAAAUGUAAAGACGACAUCAACAGCCUGCACUGCGGCAGCAUCAACGUGGGACACAAGGACGUGCACUCGCAGGGUGAAGUGAUUUCCUGUCUGGAGAAGGCGUUGGUGCGGGAGGCGGAGCAGCAGGAUCAUGUUCGUCCAAUCAAAGAAGAGUGUCAGAGGGCGAUCCUGCGGGUGGCGGAGCUGUCGUCAGACGACUUCCACCUCGACCGACAUCUUUACUUCUCCUGUCGAGACGACCGGGAGAGAUUCUGUCAGAACACUCAGGCAGGAGAAGGAAAAGUCUACAAGUGUCUGUUCAACCACAAGUUUGAAGAGGCCAUGUCAGAAAAGUGCCGCGAUGCUCUGACCACCCGUCAGAAGCUGAUCUCUCAGGACUACAGGGUCAGCUACUCGCUGGCUAAAGCCUGUAAGCUGGACCUGAGGAAGCAGCGCUGCAGCCUGGACACCAACCUGCCGCGAGCCCGCGAGGCCCGGCUGUCGUACCUGCUGCUGUGCCUGGAGGCCGCCGUCCACCGCGGUCGUACGGUCAGUGGCGAGUGUCAGGGCGAGAUGGUGGACUACCGGAAGAUGCUGAUGGAGGAUUUCUCUCUGAGUCCGGAGAUCGUGCUUCACUGCCGGACGGAGAUCGAGGCUCACUGCUCCGGACUGCACCGCAAAGGCCGCACGCUGCACUGCCUGAUGAGAAUCGGACGCGGCGACCGCAGCGCCACGGUCGACGGCGUCUGCCAGAGCGCACUGCAGACUCUGAUCCAGUCUGCCGACCCUGGAGCCGACUACAGGAUCGACCGUGCGCUCAACGAGGCCUGCGAGUCCGUGAUCCAGACCGCCUGCAAACACAUCCGCACCGGAGACCCAAUGAUCCUGUCGUGUCUGAUGGAGCACCUGUACACAGAGAAGAUGGUGGAGGACUGUGAACACCGACUGUUGGAGCUGCAGUAUUUCAUAUCCAGAGACUGGAAACUGGACCCCAUCCUGUAUAAGAAGUGUCAGGGUGACGCCGCCCGCCUCUGCCACACCCACGGCUGGAAUGAGACCAGUGAGCUGAUGCCGCCGGGCGCCGUCUUCUCGUGCCUGUACCGCCAUGCCUACCGCACCGAGGAGCAGGGACGGCGGUUAUCUCGGGACUGUAAGGUGGAGGUUCAGAGGAUUCUCCACCAGAGGGCGCUGGAUGUGAAGUUGGAACCGGAGCUUCAGAAACGCUGCAUGACCGACCUCGGCAAGUGGUGCAGCGAGAAGACCGACACUGGACAGGAGCUGGAGUGUCUGCAGGAUCAUCUGGAGGACCUGGUCUCUGCCUGCAGGGACGUCGUGGGGAACCUGACGGAGCUGGAGUCAGAGGACAUCCAGAUUGAUGCUCUGCUCAUCAGAGCCUGUGAGCCAAUCAUCCAGGCCCACUGCCACGACGUCGCUGAUAACCAGAUCGACACGGGCGACCUGAUGGAAUGUCUGGUUCAGAACAAACACCAGAAAGAGAUGAACGAAAAGUGUUCAGUCGGCGUGACGCACUUCCAGCUGAUUCAAAUGAAGGAUUUCCGGUUCUCCUACAAGUUCAAGAUGUCCUGCAAGGAGGACGUUCUGCGUCUGUGUCCGAACAUCAAGAAAAAGGUGGAUGUGGUCAUCUGUCUGAGCACCACCGUGAGGAACGACACGCUGCAGGACGCCAGGGAGCAGCGGGUUUCUCUCAAGUGUCGCAAACAGCUGCGGGUGGAGGAGCUGGAGAUGUCGGAGGAUAUUCGCUUGGACCCAGACUUGUAUGAGCCGUGUCGAUCUGACAUCAGCCGACUUUGUCCCAACGUGAACUAUGGGAACGCUCAGAUGAUCGAGUGUCUGAAGGAGCAUAAGAAGCAGCUCAGUCAGCGCUGUCACCAGCGGAUCUUCAGGCUGCAGGAGGGCGAGAUGAACGACCCCGAGCUCGACUACCAGCUGAUGAGGGUCUGCAAGCAGAUGAUCAAGCGGUUCUGCACUGAGGCCGACGCCAGGAACGUUCUUCAGUGUCUGAAACAGAACAAAAACAGCGAGCUGAUGGAUCCUAAGUGUAAACAGAUGAUCACCAAGAGACAGAUCACACAGAACACAGACUACAGGUUGAACCCGGUGCUGAGGAAAGCCUGUCGAGCCGACAUCCCAAAGUUCUGCCAGCCCAUCCUGAACAAGGCGGGCGAGGACAGCGAGCUGGAGGGUCAGGUCAUCGCCUGCCUCAAACUCAAAUACGCUGACCAGCGGUUGUCUCCAGACUGCGAGGACCAGAUCCGGGUGAUCCUGCAGGAGUCGGCGCUGGACUACAGACUGGACCCGCAGCUGCAGAUGCACUGCUCAGACGAGAUCUCCAUGUUGUGUGUGGAGGAGGCAGCAGCCCAGGAACAGACUGGUCAGGUGGAGGAGUGUCUGAAAGUCAAUCUGCUGAAAAUCAAACAGGACGCCUGUAAAAAGGAAGUCCUGAACAUGCUGAAGGAGAGCAAGGCGGACAUCUUUGUGGACCCGGUCCUUCACACCGCCUGCGCCCUGGACCUCAAACACCACUGUGCUGCCAUCACACCCGGCAGAGGACGACAGAUGUCGUGUCUGUUGGAGGCGCUACAGGACAAAAGAAUUCGUCUGCAGCCCGAGUGCAAGAAAAGACUUCAAGACCGGAUCGACAUGUGGAGCUACGCUGCAAAGGUGGCGCCAGCAGAGGGCUUCUCAGACCUGGCCCUGCAGGUGAUGACGUCGCCCUCUAAGAACUACAUCCUGCUCAUGAUCACACUGAGCGUGUGCGUCCUCUUCCUGGUGGGGCUGCUGUGCGGUCGCAUCACAAAGCGAGUGACGAAAGAACUGAAGGAUCGGUAGAGGACAAAGAAAAGACUCGCGCCUCACAUCGUCCUGAACCUUCCUCCUCCUCCUCCUCCUCUUCCUCCUCCUCCUCUCUCAGAUGCCCGAUCUGUAACCAGCCAGCCUGCACAGUGCCAACGCCAGUGGUCACAUCUGGAUCCCGUCCUUGGUUUCAAACUCUUUGUUUGGCUGCUGCUGCAGAUUUGCAUCAAAUGCAAAACUUUUCCCAACGCUCGUGAAAAUCUUUCAUCUUCAUUUGGACGUCUCUGAACAUCAAGAGAGCAGCGACUGUUCGACCCGUUUCCCCCGAGGAUGUUGUCUGGGGUCGGGUGUGAAGUCGAUGUGACGGCUGCUCCUGACGUUUGGAUUUGUUUCCACCCGUUAAGUCCUGAAGCUUUUUGUGGUAUUUCGAGGAGCAUGUGGAGCAACAGGAAGUGAUUUCUUUCUAAAAGAGACUGCGGCUGCUUGAAUCGCACACGUUUGCAACUUGUCAUCUCGUGGCAAAGUUUGAAUUCGGAGACGUUCCCAGUUGCUUGGAAACAUUUGUCACGACGUCCUCUUCGCUCCCGCGCAGCAUCGUGUCACCGGGUACGACUCUGCGCUCGGACCAGUUCAGACCCUCGUCACUCGCUACUGAAAAACUCCCUCUGACGGAACGUGAAGGUCAAGCUGGUCUCCGUCAUCAGGAAUGUUGUGUGCACAUUUGUUUUAAAACGUCAUUUAAAUGCUAAUUAAAAUCAUUGCACUUUU
This is a messenger RNA of Hippoglossus stenolepis (Pacific halibut), 4183 nucleotides long. RefSeq names its product Golgi apparatus protein 1. The record is from RefSeq and is a predicted model, not a curated record. Gene Ontology annotation, cellular component: Golgi membrane. Lineage: Eukaryota; Metazoa; Chordata; Actinopteri; Pleuronectiformes; Pleuronectidae. Gene Ontology annotation, molecular function: fibroblast growth factor binding. The coding region runs from base 35 to 3451 and encodes 1138 amino acids. The transcript is spliced from 26 exons.